Messenger RNA from Solanum lycopersicum (tomato), 3936 nucleotides. RefSeq lists its product as uncharacterized. Lineage: Eukaryota; Viridiplantae; Streptophyta; Magnoliopsida; Solanales; Solanaceae. Gene Ontology annotation, cellular component: nucleus. The record is from RefSeq and is a predicted model, not a curated record. Gene Ontology annotation, molecular function: transcription cis-regulatory region binding; protein heterodimerization activity. Gene Ontology annotation, biological process: regulation of DNA-templated transcription.
AUUAUAAUGCUUGCGAUAAUUGAAUCAGCGACUAAGUGCCCUUCUCCGCCGCGGACAUCCGUUGCAAACGGCGGCAGCCAUUUAACUUACUAGAUUCCAGUAAUGCCGAAGAAGAGUAACGGAAAUUCUGACAACCACGACAGAGAUGAGCCGGAGGAUUUCGUCAUACCAUCUUCCAGUGCCGAAUCACAAGAUGCCGAUGAAACCGACGAAGAAAGCGACGACGUACAGAAUGUUCACAAGGAGUAUGUAAGCGAUACGGACAAAGAAGACGAAGAAGAGGAGGAGGAAGAAAAAGUCGAGAGCAGCAAAGUCGGUAAUACUAAUAGCCGGGGAAGGGAGGAGGAUUUGGAAGUACAGAAGAAGGUUUAUAGAAGAAAGGGGAAGAAAAUAGUGGAUGGUUGUGGGCUGAGCGAGAGUGAAAACUUGAAAAUAUAUACGAGAAAGAAGAAGAUGAUAGAAAAAGAAAAGGAGGUUGAAGAAAAGGAGCGAAAUGUUGGUGCAAAAAUAGCUACAAGCAAAAACGAUUACAGUGAGAAAAAUAUGAAUGCAAAGAAGGAAGAUAAAGUGAAUGAAGGUAAAACGGCAAAGAACAAUGGAGAUUCUAGUCGUGGAGGCAAAAAUGAAAAGAGGAACAACAAGGAUGAGAGGAGGGAAGUAGAAGGAGAAACAAAACUAGCAAAAAAGGGAAAGAGCAAUGGAGGUUCUAGUCAUGGAAGUGUAAUUAAGAAGGAAGAGAACAAGAAGAAGAAAAGGACAGAUGAAAGAGAAAGAGAAAGAGAAAGAGAAAGAGAAAGAGAAAGAGAAAGAGAAAGACAAUCAGCAAAGAAGGCCAAGAUCAAUGGUGAUUCGAGUCAGUUGAAAAAAGAAGAGAAAAAUAUGAAGAAGACACAAAAUAAGAAGGAAGGAGAUGAAGAGGCUGAAGAAAAUCUAGUGAAAAAAUCAAAUAGUAAUGGAGUUGCAAGUCCUGCUAAAAAGGAGAAGAUGAAAAGGGAGAAGGAAAAGAAGGGUAAAACAAACAAUGGCAAGGUAAAAGAUGAAGCAAUUAGCAACGGUACCACCAAAAAGAAUGAGGAGAAGAAAUUGAAGGCGAAGAGGAAAAGGGAGGAUGAUGAAGAGGAGGAAGAUGAGAAGAGUGAGAGUGCGCUUUACCAAUUUCCCCACAAUCGAGUUCAUCGGAUAAUAAAAAAUGAAAAUACUGAGAUUAGGAUGUUACACGAAGCAACCUUUCUUGUUAACAAAGCUACGUGAUGAAGGAAAAAAAACAGAGCAACUGAAGAAGAACAAAACUCAAUAAGAACUGAGGAAGAAGAACAGAAAAGAUUGCACGAGGAAGAAGAGUCGAGGAGCAGCAAAAAAGAGGUAUACCUCAGGUCCUCAGUGCAGCAGCAACUCGAAGUCUCGAAGAGACGCGACCGUCGAGGGGAAGUGGAGUCGGGGAGAAGAGAUCGCGAGGGGAAGAGGAGUCGUGCAGCAGCAAAUUUUGAAAAUAGAAAAAAAACCCUAAUUUUGACUAAUACUGUUAAGUCAAAUCUUUUUUAAAAAAUUAAAUCAAAAAGGCUCCGCCAUUAGAUCGCCAUGGGUUGCCAUGGGUCACUUUUUGUAUGUCGUCUCGCCUCAGUGUGGAAUAGCGAGAAGGGCUCGCCUCGCCUCUUGCAUUUGGCGAUGAGGCGCUUGCCAUUCACAACAGUGGUAUGCACCGACUCAGAGGUAUGAUAAUGCGAUGACUGAAGAAGGUAAUAGACUCUUAUUAGACCUGUUGUAAAAAAAAACUCUUAUUAGACCUAUGAUAUCUCGGCUUAAAUAUUGAAUUGGCUAAGAAAAGACAAAAUGAAAGCAAUUCAUAUAGGUGAUGCCAAUUAGUUGGGAUUAAGGCUUAGUUGUCUUACACUUAUAAUAAGUCUGGUUUUCAUAGGGAGUCCUUUUGUCGUGUUAGAGACUUAUGCCCGUAUUACUGAUAAGUGUGUGGUUUAGAGAACCUCUAGUUCGGGAGAUCUCCUUAUUUGCCCCUUUAGACGGCACUGGAAUCAAGUGAAAUUGAAUAUAAGUAUAGAACAAUUUUUUUUGGAUUCAUGAAUCUGACCUCAGUCAAUUUGAGGUUGAGGCAUAACUGUUGAUUGAAUUAUUGGAGAUUGCAGAAGCUGCUUACCCGUGUGAGAUUUGGACUGGGCUGCUAAAGGCAUACAUGAUUUGGCCUAAUAUCACAAAUGGAACUCCUUUUUUUUUUCUUUUGAGAAAGUAAUGAAAGUCUCUUUUUCAACAGGGAUAAUAGCAUAAGUAUAAAUAGGAACUUAUUGAAGCCACGACAAGUAAUAUGGAACAUAGCUUUGAAUAUUAUUCACAUCCUUGAGCUAAAGAUGAUCUUAGAAAUACCAUAUGCUUAGCUGGCCUGAACCAAUCCAUGCCUUACUUUCUCUAGCAUCUAAUUGUGUUGGUGAAAUCUUCAUGUCUCUCAUGCAUUGAGGAGUAAGACUGGUGGAACAUGGAAAUCCUUGUUUCAAAGUCCAUUGAAUUGGGUAGAUGCUUCAUAAGUUCAUAUAUUUGGCAAUUUACUAGUGUCCUUUUUUGGACCAGAAAACAUCUAUGAUGCUUUCUGAUUUUUUAUGUUGUGUCAGUGUUGCUUUUCUUUUCUCUGGUAAUUUAGUUGCACCAAAUUAGUUAAUUAUUGUAGUCCAGGUUUAUAUCAUUUUCUCUCUACAACAUUUUACUUUAUCAGCAGAGACUAUUUGAAAUGAUUUUACUGAGCAUUGAGGUGUAGAUUCUUUACUUUGAAACUGUAGUAGCAUUAUGUUGAUCAUUAUAUGAUCAAGAUAAGAAUUUCGCUCAGAAGUGUAAGAUCCGUUUCUGGUGAAUUGCUUGCUUCGAAACAAUUUCAUUGUUCCUUCCUUUUUCCUGUCAUAUUUUCUUUAGCCUUGGUUGUUUCACUGUAAAUUUUCUUUUGUUUUUAUGUUAUUGGUUCUUCUUUGCCCCUUCCAGCAUCUUGUUUUUUUUUUUGAACAUUGGUAAAGUUGUAUUCUUUAGCAUUAAGCACAUGCUGGCCAGCUUAAAAAAUUCACAGCCUUAACCAAAUUUACAAGCUCCCUAUUAAUUUUAUAAUUUGAUCUACAUUUUCCAUACAGAGCUGUUUACACACAAAAAAGUAAAGAUACAAAACAAUUCUAUUUUACUUUGUGAACGGAAUGAGAUCUAUCUUCAAAACAUCUCCCAUUUCUUUCCUUCUGCACUGACCACCAUAUGCAUGAUGGUAUUAGCUUGCACCACUUCUUUUGAGUCUUGCUAUACCCCCCUUCUGAUCCAACAUUUAAAAAUAUCAGAAGUGUGUUCUGGCGUAGUCCAGCUGCAGCCUGUGAUGUUGAGAAGCAGCUCCCAAAUCUGUGUGGUGAAUUUGCAAUGUAAAAAUAGGUGUUCGUUUGUUUCCCCAGUCAAAUUGCAUAGGAAACAACUAGGGACUAGUUGCUUUCCUUUCUUCUGCAACACUUCUUGAGUUAAGCCUGCUCUUUUGAUGACUAACCAAGUGAAGCAUUUCACUUGGUGGGGAUUAGUUUGAAUAGGACUUCAGAUUAAGAUUAAGCCUAAGCCCAGGGUUUUUUAAGUGAAGUAAGCUGUCUAUUUGGAUUUGUGCUUUCAGCCUAUUUGUCUUAGGUGGUCUUCUGGGUUGUGUUAUAAGGAGAAUGAAGGCAAAUAAGAAAAGAAAAGGAUAAAGGAUUUGCUUUUGAGUUGAUUAAUUUCAAAGCUUGUGCAACAACAACAUAAAGUGUGAUCCCACAAGUGGGUUCCAGGAAGGCUGGGGUGCACGCAAACCUGACCCCUACCUACUCUUUCUGAUCGACUAUUUCAAAGGUUGUGGAAGUUAUUAAUUUUGUAACUGGAGUAGUUAAGUAUCAGUAGCAUUAGUUUUUGUCUGCAUGUUAACUUGCUACACAUGUUUACAAUGUC